AUGGGAAGCCAGUGGACAAAUGGCAGAAGACCAGAAAUUUACUCUCUGGAGGCGUGGGCUUGGAACGGCACUGGACUUGGGGACGUCAGGCCCAGGUUUACUGAGAAAGAAGGUUACCGAUCGGGAUGCAAAGAAGACAGAGGUGGGUGUGGAGAGAAACUGACCUGCAAAGUAGGUGCAGCGGCAGUUACAACCAAAGCCUCAGCUGACCCCAAGAACUCGAGGAUGCGGAUGACCCUUUCGAGUUGUCACAGAUUGAGGCUUCUUGUGGAAGUCAGACCAAAAGCAGGAAGAUACUGCAGCAAGAUGGAUUUGGGAAAGGACCAAUCUCUCUCAAAGCUCCAUCAGACACCUGAUCCUCAUCAAGGAGAGACCCAGGUUCCAGAAGUCAUUGGAACUUGGAGCUUGCGAAACAGAGAGCAACUCAGAAAAAGAAAAGCUGAAAAACAAGAAAAGCAAACGUCACAAUGGCAAAUUCGAGAAAAAAAACACAAGUGGCAACGAACAGGGAAAAGAAGUGAAAGAGGCAGAAAGAGACAACAAAACACAGAAAUGAAGGUGGAGCUUCCGUCACAAUUAGAAAAGGAAGCGAUGGAGAAAGUGCCAGCACCUGGAGAGACAGAAAUCGAGCCACCUGCGCCUGUGACCGAAGCUCUCCUUCCGGCAGUGUCCCCACAAGGAGUUGCGCCCGAGAAACAUGUUUCUGAAGUAGGUCAACAAAGUGUUACUCUUCAGGAAAAUUCUUCUGAGUACCAAGCAACAGUGGUACAAAACCACUCUUCUGAAAUAUGCCAAGAUAGGGCUGAAUCUGAAGACCUCUCUCCUAAAAUGUGCCAAGAAAUAGCUAUAUUUCAAGACCAGCCUUUCAAAAUGUUCCGUGAUGUGGCUCAGCCUGAAGACAUCUCUCCUAAAACAUGCCAAGAAGCCAUCGCAGCGAAAGUCCUUUCUUCUAAAACAUCUGAAGAUACAGCUGACCUUGAGGGAUGCUCUCUUGAAACAUACCAGAAAAGACCUGAGCCCGAGGAACCUGAUUCUGAACCAGGUCAAGGAAUAGUUGAGACUGAAAGCUUUGUUUCUAACACACAGCAAGAAAUGGCUGAGCCUAAAGAGCUUUCUACAGAAAUACACCAGGAAACAGUUGAACCUGAACACUUUUCUCGUAAAAUAUAUGAAGAAAUUGCCCCUUCUCAUAAAACAGCCCAAGAAACAUCUGUUCCUGAAAAAUAUCCCCCAGCAAUGUACCAAGAAACACCUGGAUCUGAAGAAUAUUCACUUGAAAUAUACCAAGAAACCCCAGGACCUGAAGAUGGUGCACCUGAAAUAUACCAAGAAACAGCUGGACCUGAAGACCUCUCUACUAAGACAAAUAAAGACAAAGAUGUUCCUAAGGAAUGCUUUUCCAAACUGUACCAGGCAAUAGGUGGACCCCGAGACCAGGAUCCUAAAGCACAGCAGGAAGAUGCUAAGGAUGUUUAUACUUUUCCUCAAGAAAUGAAGGAAAAUCCCAAAGCAGAAGAACCAGAGAUAAUAGAAAUUCCAGAUGUGCUUCAAGAGAGUAACCCAGAAAAUGACAUCUAUAGUUAUGUUUUGUUUUAA
Messenger RNA from Rangifer tarandus platyrhynchus (Svalbard reindeer), 1596 nucleotides. The record is from the annotation of a GenBank genome assembly. NCBI's taxonomy places the organism in Eukaryota, Metazoa, Chordata, Mammalia, Artiodactyla, Cervidae.